Molecule: messenger RNA, 531 nt
Organism: Calliphora vicina (urban bluebottle blowfly)
Lineage: Eukaryota; Metazoa; Arthropoda; Insecta; Diptera; Calliphoridae
Exons: 2
Coding region: 1-531 (176 amino acids)
Source: RefSeq, a predicted model, not a curated record
AUGGCUGUUUGCGAUGCCAAGUAUCCGUUUAUAGCUGCAAGCGUAGGAAGCUAUGACAGUCAAAGUGAUGGAGGAAUUUUUCGUAUGUGUCCAUUUGGAGAAUCUGUUUUAAACAAUGAAGUUCCAGUACCGCUAAGUAAACCGUUGUCUGUCACAUCCACUUCGCAAUUUCCGCAUUACUUUAUAGGAGACGCUGCAUUUCCUUUAAGGUCAAAUUUAAUGCGUCCAUAUCCGGGAACUAAUUUAGAUAGAACAAAGACUGUUUUUAACUAUCGUCUGUCACGAGCACGUCGGGUAAUUGAAAAUGCUUUUGGAAUCUUAGCAGCCCGUUGGAGAAUACUUCUAACAACUUUAGAAUGUUCUCCUGACAACAGCGAGAUUAUAGUUUUGGCCUGUAUUGCAUUACAUAAUUUUAUUAUGUUAAAUGAUCAAGAACGAUUUUAUUGUACAAUUCAUUUUGUUGAUCAUGAAGAGGAGGAUGGCAAUAUACAUGAAGGCGAAUGGCGUAGUCUAAUGGAGGUCAUCAACUAA